Dictyostelium discoideum AX4 is the source of this 2328-nucleotide messenger RNA. RefSeq lists its product as hypothetical. Lineage: Eukaryota; Evosea; Eumycetozoa; Dictyosteliales; Dictyosteliaceae. The record is from RefSeq and is a predicted model, not a curated record. The coding region runs from base 1 to 2328 and encodes 775 amino acids. The transcript is spliced from 2 exons.
AUGGUAAAAUUAACACACAAGAUAUUUUUAAAAAAUCCAAGAAUGAAUCAAUCAAAACUACCAAUAACAAAAAUUUCAGAAACUGUUUUUAACCGCUUAAACCAAUCAAAUGAUGUUAUUAACAACACCAAUAAUAACACCACCAACAAUAACAACAACAAUAACAACAAUAAUAAUAACACCAAUAAUAAAAAUAAUAUAAAUUAUUUAUUAAAACCAAUUAAUGAAAUUAAUGAAAAUAAAAUUUUAAAUGAUCCAUCAAAUGAAAAUGGAUUAAAACAAUUAUUUUACGAAAUUAAUAAAUAUUAUAAUAAUUUUGGGAGUAAAUUAAUAUUUUUCUCAUUAAUUGGAAGUGAAUCAUUUAAUUUGAAUAUUGAAUCAAGUGAUCAAGAUUUCUUUGGAGUUUAUGAAUGUGAUAUUGAUCAAAUUUUGUCAUUUGAAAGUUACUAUUACAAUAGAAUUCCAAUUCAAGUUUUUCAAAAUAACAACUCAAAUAAUUCAUUACAAAAAGAUAGAGAUCGUGAUAAUAUAAUCAACCCAAAUGAAACCAUUAUUCAUUUAAAACCAGAUAUUACAAUUCACGAAAUUAGACAUUUUUCAAAACUUUUAUUAUUAGGAAAUCCAAAAUUAAUUGAACCCUUAUUCAUUGAAAACUUUUGUUCAUCAAGUCAAUCAUGGUUAGAUUUAAUUAAAAAUAGAAAACUUAAUUUUUAUACAAUAACUUGUUUAACUCAUUAUUAUUCAACUGUUAAAGUUUUAUAUUUUGAUAUUAAAUCAAUUUUUGAAAAUGAUAAAAAACAAAAUGAAAAACAACAAAAUGAAAAACAACAACAACAACAACAACAACAACAACAACAACAACAACAAAAUGAAAAAUCAUUAAAUGAUAGAAAAAGUAUUUUUAAAAAAUCAUAUCAUAUAAUUAGAUUAUUAAUUGAAAUGAAUGAUAUUAUUAAUUAUAAAGAUAUUAGAAUUUAUUUACCAAAUCAAUCAGAAGAAAGAAAAUUAUUAAUGAAAAUUAGAGAAGGUGAAGAAAUUGAUAUUCAAUCUUGUUUUGAAUUAGUGCAAUCUAAAUAUUUAGAAUUUGAAUCAAAAUUUAAUGAAUUAAAAAAAAAUUCAACAAAUGAUUCUUUAAUUAAAUUAAAUUCAGCUAGAGCAUUACACGUUUUAAAUGAUUGGGUGGUUGAUAUUAGAAGAAAUUCAAUUGAAAAUUCAAAUAAUUUAAAUUCAUUUAAAAAAUAUAAAUUUGAAAAUGAAAAUCAUCAUGAUGAAUCAAAUAAUAGUUUUAAAAUUGCAAUGGAUUUAAUGAAUAAAAAUAAUAUUAAAGGUACUUUAAUUUAUUUUGGUCCUUCAGGUAGUCAUUUACAUGGUUUACAAGAUGAUGAUCAUAAUGAUGAAAAUAGUAAUGAUAAUGAAAAGAUUGAUUGGAUUGGUAUUUAUGCAGCGCCAACUGAUGAUAUUGUUUCAUUAUUCCCACCUGCAUUAAAACAUGAUUCAAGUGGUUUCAUAAUGCAAUCAAAUGAACAUAUUGGUAUAAAUCUUAAUCCAGCACCUGAUAGACCAAAUAAUCAAAAUAAAAAGGAUUCAUUCAGUAAAGGUAUCAUUUUAUAUGAAUUAAAAUAUGCAUUGCAAUUAAUUGUAAAUUGUUCCUAUAGAGUUUUAGAAUGUGUUUUCAUGUCUUCAAAUCAAGUACUCAAUAAUCAUCCAUUCAAAAAUAAAUUUUAUAUUACAGAUGCAUGGAAAGAUUUCAUUAAUCAAGUUUUAAUCAAUGAUAAUAAUAAUAAUAAAACUUUUUCAAAAUUAUCAAAUUCAAAUUUAAUUCAACAAUAUUGGGGACUUGCAAAAGGAAUUAGUAUGAAGAAUUCAACAAUUUUUAAAAUGGUUAAAUCAAAUUUGUUAAGAAAAAAAGAUGAUGCUAUUACUAUUGCUGAAGAAGAUUUAGUUACUGAUGAUAGUAUUUCAAAGAAUUUAUUCUUUUUAAAUUAUUUAUUAAUACAAUGUAAUACUAUAUUAAAUGGUAUUGUUUUUAAUGAAAAUAAUACAAUUAUCAAUUCUCCAAAUAAUGAAAUUUUAUUAAAAGAAAAAGAAAUACCAUCUAUAUUCAUUGAUAAACAAUCAAAAGAUUAUCAAUUUUUAAUGUCAUUAAAACAUAACAAGCUAAACAAACUAUCAAUCAUUCAAUCAUUAAUAAUUGAUUCUGAUUCAAUUUUAGAAGAAAUUAGAAUUAAAUUAGAUACUUUAAAGAAAAUACAAAGAAUUGAUCUUGUAGAAUUUGAAACUAUAAAAUUAUUAAAUUCAUUUUAUAAUAAAGUCAGAAAAUCAUUAUAA